CGCUGCGAAGCAGACGGAGGAACACUUUGCCCUGCACCAUCAUUAAACGAUUUUUUUUGGGGGGGUCCACGAAUCCUAAUCAGUUAGCCGUAUUUUCAUGCAUAGCUUUUUUUCAUGUGCGUAUUAUAUCUAUAGUCUCAAUCAGUCUCAAGGAAUUACCCGUUUGAAAUAAAUAUGAACCAGGCUGCGUUUCAGUGUGUCCUGUAUGUGCAGCCAUCAACGCAUCCAUCGGCGUCACAUCGCGGCUACUCCAAACGCUUUGUGUCACGCAGCAGGUUGACCAAACAGAGGCGAUACUGAUCCCUAAACACUGACAUGUUGCGUCCAGCUUAAUGUUUGCGCCAGCAUCCAGUGACCGGGCAGGAUGUUAAGUCGAGUGUUGAGCGGCAGUGUUCGGAGUCUGGAUAGAGAAAUCAACUGCACCGUCCGGCUGCUGGACGACACGGAAUACACCUGCACGGUACAGAGGGACGCAAAGGGUCGAUGGCUUUUUGAGCAGAUUUGCCAUCAUUUGAGCCUGUUAGAGAAAGACUACUUUGGCAUCAGAUAUGUCGACCCAGAGAAACAGAGGCAUUGGCUAGAGUUAAACAAGCCGAUUACCAAACAAAUGAGAUCACAACCACCAUUCAUUAUGUGUUUACGGGUGAAGUUCUAUCCCCCUGAUCCUGCUGCUCUCAAAGAGGAGAUUACCAGAUAUUUGGUCUUUUUGCAGAUUAAGAGAGAUUUGUACCAUGGCCGACUGCUAUGCAAGAGUUCUGAUGCUGCCCUACUGGCUGCUCAUAUACUACAAGCUGAAACUGGAGACUAUACUCCAGAGAAGCACCCAGAAGGCUACAGCUCCAAAUUCCAGUUUUUCCCCAAGCACUCUGAACGCCUUGAACGUCGCAUUGCUGAAGUUCACAAAACCGAGCUAAUAGGACAGACCCCUGAGACCUCUGAGUUGAAUUUUUUAAGGAAGGCCCAGACUUUGGAGAUGUAUGGGGUUGAUCCACACCCUUGUAAGGAUGUAUCAGGAAAUGCUGCGUUUUUGGGUUUCACUCCAUCUGGCUUUGUGGUGCUACAGGGGAAUCGGCGAGUUCACUUCCUCAAAUGGAAUGAGGUCACCAAAAUGAAGUUUGAAGGAAAGACCUUCCACAUUUAUGCAAACCAACAGGAAGAUCACAAUAUCAUCCUGACCUACUUUGCACCAACGCCUGAAGCCUGUAAGCACCUGUGGAAGUGUGGAGUGGAGAAUCAAGCUUUCUACCAGUUUGAGAAAUCCAGUCAAGUACGGACAGUGUCAAGCAGUAAUCUCUUCUUUAAAGGGAGUCGUUUCAGAUACAGCGGAAAGGUGGCUAAAGAAGUGAUGGAGCAAAGUGCCAAAAUCAGACGAGAGCCACCAGAAAUCCAUCGGGCUGGGAUGGUGCCUAGUAGGAGUUGUCCUUCUAUUGCUCAUGGCCCUCGACAGAGUAGCGUUCCUCGAACAUGCAGAAGAGCAGUCCAUAUGUCUAUAAUGGAGGGUCUGGAGUCUUUACGUGACAGUGGCCACUCCACCCCACUGCGGUCCAUUGGUCAUGGUGAUUUACUGAGGUCUCAUAGCAGUUGUGGUGAGGGUAAAAAUGGGGCAUCAGAGUUUUCAGAGGAAUUGUAUAAGCCCACUGACAGUGUCUUACCCACACCUGUCUCCAGCAACUGUUCCCUGGAUCAAGCCUUGUGUCAGCACAUCAACAGCCCUCCCAGUGUCCAAGAGGAAAAAAAAACUGAGGCAGGCAUUCCAAAAAGUGGGAGGUUGGUGGUUGCUAAGUUUACAGGAAGAGUGUAUCACCUGGGAAAGAUCCAGACACCUACUGGAAGCAUGGAGGUAAAGCAAGUAAGUAAGGUGAUUGGAAGCUUGGCACGGCUCUUCUUGGUCACCCUCACUUUGCUCCUGGCUCUCCUCCUGCUUCUCAUUGCUCUGACAGAGUCUGAACUCGAUGUGGCCUUUCUGAGGGACAUUCGACAAACAGCUGAGUUUCAACAAUUCCACAAUGAAUAUUUUUGCCCGCUGAGACGCUGGCUAGCCUACAAGCUGCGCUGGAUGGGAGGCUAGCUCAUGAAGAAAUGAGAGACUGGGAAUGUGUGACAGGCUUCUCCAUUUUCUAUCAGUAUUCUAUUAUGGCAUCAUGUACUUACUGUAGAACUUUAAAAAAAAUCAAACCCAGGCCAAAGCCACAGACAUCCCCAGUGCCAUGCCACGAAGACUGUGUACAUGUUUUGUUUCUCGUUAUUGUAAAAUUUUACCCAUUAGUGUUACCUUGGUCUAAGUAGAAAAUGUUAGCAAUUAGACCACAGUGCUGUUGACUUCUUAAUUCUGAUUGUUCAGAAAGUGUAGAUUAAUUUUCUAUUAAAGCAGCUCUGACAAUAAUGCUGGCUAUAAUUUAAAAUGCUAGGUUUAUAUUAAUGCACUCAGUCUACUAUGUUGUAAUUUCUAUAGAAACAACUUAUUCACAGGGACUUGUAUGGCGAACGAUCUACAUACUCUAAGGCUAUUAAUAAUGAAAUAAAAAUCACACCGUAUCUUAACAAAAAAAGUUAGACGGUGAAGCUUUCUUUUUAGAAGAUGUUCAUUUGACUUUAUAAAAGGAGGCUUGCAAGUCUGUUGAGGGAAUGAUUUUUAUAGCUGCUAUGCGGAAAAUUACUUGUCUUGCAGAUGUUUCAUAACAUUUAAUGUAACUGGAAACAGACAAAACACAUUUGUUAUUCAUUAAUGAAUUCAAAAUUGUUGGCAAAUCACUGUGGUAUACUGUAAGAGGAAUAACACACUUCUAGACAUGAUGCUAUAAAAAAUAAUCAAUAGUAAGUCCAAUUCAUGCUGUGCUGCAUGAUACCAUCCAAUUGUCGAUUAUUUUCCUAUAAUAUCAUGUUUAAAAGUGUUUUAUUCCUUACCGAACCAAUUUUGUAAUCACCUACAUUAAAUACUUGUGGUUUUCACAAUAGUUAGAUAUCAAAUGGACUGACAAAACAUCUUUUCAUACUUUUUUCAAUUUCACUGUCUUAUCCUGUUCCAUAUACCCAUAAUUUUGUGUUCGUUUUUUUUCUCUCAUCACCAUUAUACAUUUACUGUGUGACAAGUGACCGAAUACUGCAGACUCCGAUUUUUUUUUUUAUUAUUAUUUAUUUAUGCUGGAUAACACAUGGAUAAUAAGAUGUGCAGGGAUAUUCUGACAUGAGGUAAACUGGUAAAUGGAUUUGCGAACCCAAAA
Silurus meridionalis is the source of this 3221-nucleotide messenger RNA. RefSeq names its product FERM domain-containing protein 5-like. Gene Ontology annotation, molecular function: cytoskeletal protein binding. Bases 365 to 2068 code for a protein of 567 amino acids. Gene Ontology annotation, cellular component: cytoskeleton. The record is from RefSeq and is a predicted model, not a curated record. Lineage: Eukaryota; Metazoa; Chordata; Actinopteri; Siluriformes; Siluridae. The transcript has 14 exons.